GGUUCCACAGUCUUCCGGUCGCCAUUCUCGCUCUUUUGCUCUCGCUCUGUGAGAAAACGUGGAUUUGUGGUGCAGUUUAUCACUAAAAGCCACAAGAUGUUUAUGCCCAAGCAGCACCGUGUGACCAUUUAUGAGUACUUGUUCAAGGAGGGUGUGAUGGUGGCGAAGAAGGACUUCAAUGCGCCCAAGCAUCCGGAACUCGAGAACAUCCCCAAUUUGCACGUCAUCAAGACCAUGCAAUCCCUGGAAUCGCGUGGUUUUGUCAAGGAACAGUUUGCCUGGAGGCACUUCUACUGGUAUCUGACAAACAAGGGCAUCGAAUACCUUCGGACAUACCUGCACUUGCCUCCGGAGAUCGUUCCCUCCACGCUGAAGCGCAACGUGAGGACAGAGACUGCUCGCCCUCGCCCCACAACCGCUCCCAGGUCCGAGGGAUCGAAACCGCAGGAGGAUCGCUCGGCGUAUCGGCGCGCUCCGGCUGGCUCUGGCCCAGAUAAGAAGGGCGACGUCGGUCCCGGCGCCGGAGAUGUUGAAUUCCGUGGCGGAUUCGGCCGUGGCAGUCGUCAGCAGUAAAUGCUUCCCGGGCUCUAUAAAAAUAAUGAAAUAAAGCGGAGAACCACGAGGAAA
This is a messenger RNA of Phlebotomus argentipes, 627 nucleotides long. RefSeq names its product small ribosomal subunit protein eS10B (gene RpS10b). The coding region runs from base 97 to 573 and encodes 158 amino acids. NCBI's taxonomy places the organism in Eukaryota, Metazoa, Arthropoda, Insecta, Diptera, Psychodidae. Gene Ontology annotation, molecular function: RNA binding; structural constituent of ribosome. Gene Ontology annotation, cellular component: cytosolic small ribosomal subunit. The transcript is spliced from 4 exons. The record is from RefSeq and is a predicted model, not a curated record.